UCAUGAAACUCUCACGAUUUGCAUUGGCAACGUUUCUGUUGGUGGAGGGCCUCUCGAUGUGCAAUGGUAACAGUCCCUGCUCAUCCAAAUGCCCUGGUGUACGAACAACAGUAACAACGAAAGAUGAAUUGCAAAACUCUAUAGAAGACUUGAGUUCUGAGCUUAAAUGGCUGGAUAUAGAAUGUCUUGAUGUCGGACAGAUUGAGAACAUGGAGGGGCUAUUUGGUAUUCUUGGUGAGCGCCUUCCAAGCCUAGACUUGCGUUGCUGGGAUGUGUCCCGUGUGACCACAAUGAAGGAAAUGUUUCAUGGAGCCACGUUUUUCAACGGAAGAGUUGAGGAUUGGAUCACCUCAAAGGUGGAGGACAUGUCUUCUAUGUUUUCUGGAGCCACGGAAUUCAACCGAGACCUUUAUGAUUGGGACACCUCAAAGGUGGCGAACAUGUCUUCUAUGUUUUCUGGAGCCACUAACUUCUACGGAUACUACAUUACUAAGUGGAACACCGCAAACGUGGAGGACAUGUCUUCUAUGUUUUCUGGAGCCACGAGCGUCAACAUAGACCUGUACUGGAACACCGCAAAGGUGACGGACAUGUCUUCAAUGUUUUCUGGAGCCACUAAGUUCAACGGAUGGCUUAGUACGGACGAUGGUUGGAACACCUCAAAGGUGUUGGACAUGUCUUCUAUGUUUUCUGAAUCCCCUUACGACGGAUGGAGGAUGAAAUGGGACACCUCAUCGGUGACGGACAUGUCUUCUAUGUUUUAUGGAAACACUAUCUUCAACACAGACGCGGGUCAUUGGAACACCUCAUCGGUGAAGGACAUGUCUUCUAUGUUUUCUGGAGCCACAAAAUUCAACUAUGGACUGGAUUCUUGGAACACCUCAUCGGUGACGGACAUGUCUUCUAUGUUUUAUGGAGCCACGAGCUUCAACUAUGGACUGGAUUGGAACACCUCAUCGGUGAAGGACGUGUCUUCUAUGUUUUCUGGAGCCACGGAAUUCAACGGAGACAUUGAGUAUUGGGACGUCUCAUCGGUGACGGACAUGUCUUCGAUGUUUUCUGGAGCCACGGAAUUCAACGGGAGCAUUGAUGAUUGGGACGUCUCAUCGGUGACGGACAUGUCUUCGAUGUUUUCUGGAGCCACGGAAUUCAACUAUAACCUGGAUUGGGACGUCUCAUCGGUGAAGGACAUGUCUUCUAUGUUUUCUGGAGCCACGAAAUUCAACGGGAGAGACAUUGAUGAUUGGGACACCGCAGAGGUGACGGACAUGUCUUCUAUGUUUUCCGGAGCCACGGAAUUCAGCGUAGACAUUGAUGAUUGGGACACCUCAAAGCUGACGUCCAUGGCUUCUAUGUUUGUUGGAGCCACUCAAGUGAAUUUAGAUUCCUCCUCCAGCAGCAAAUGGGGAAGUGGGGCAUUCGAAUCCCCAGAAAAGUUCGACAAAUUUGAGCUUAGGAACCACAAAUUGGUAGGCGUGGACAAGAACGUUCACAUACCUUCCUUCAGCGAAAGCSCUCUCAAAGCGUUCGUUCUUUUCGAGUAUCUUCGAAAACCAGACGRUUCGGGAUUGGACUACGAAUUAAAAUGGGACUUGCAAAUAGGAAACUGUAAUGAUGCAUCAUCCACGGYAGGAGCGGAAAUACCGCAGGAUAAUCUUUCCAGCAUUUGGCAAGUUGAUGAUGGAGUCAAGAAAGUUUAUUAUGCAACAGAACAAUCGUCAGGAGAAGAAAUUAUGUUGAGGCCAAACGCCGCCAAGGCAGGUGUUCAGGUUGGUGAGUGGUAUAAUCUAUGCAUGCCAACGGUUUUCAAGCCAGCAAAGUCUUCUCGUUAUCUAACUCUCUCCCUCUCUYGUGCUGCUUAUUGAUGACAUUCAGGAAAAGUCCCUUUCGAGUUGGUUGAAUCUGGUCCACAUUGUACGUAACUAUAUUGUGAUUUUUGAACGCUCGAUCUAUACAUUCUGGUGGGUAGCUGAUUGUCUUGUUUUUGCUUCUUUUUGUGCCAUGCAGGUCUCAGAAUUUUCUACCAGCAUUUUGGUACCGUGGUCUCUCAUCUUCAUUACGAGAUAACUGUGACAAAAGAAGGAAAAUUCACUGGUGUCACAGUUGACGUUGACAGCUCAAGUGCUUCCGUAGAUGCGGAGGUGAAGGAAGAGGAGGAUGUUACAGCAACUGUGUGCGGAGGUCCGACCAUUUUCAAGGUUGGUCAAGAGUUUAGCGUCUGCGUGGGAACUCCAGGUAAUGACUGCAAGAAUGGUGCAUCCGAGAAAAAACUUUUUGAUGAAGCCGGUGAAAUUGUAGACCUGCUGACCAGCUUUGAUCUCGAAGCCAAGAAAUUCACCAGCGUUGUCACCACAGGAUUGGUUGAGGGCAACAACAAUCAGUUUGAAUGCACGGGUCGUGUGGUACUCCAGAGGGCACGCGUACGCCGUGAUCUCCAGGCCUCAGAGGAGAACGCAGAGGAUCUCUUUUCUGUGCAGAUUCCCAUCGCUGCUUGGUCCGAUGGUGUGGAUGCUGGUGUGGAUGCGCUGGGGAUCGCCGCACCUGGUGUUGCUGUAGGACCCUUGGCCGUUGGAACCGCUGGAGCCAUUGCUUUUGCUGCCGCAUUGUUGUAAGACUGAAUAAAGAUAUGAGAGUUAA
Molecule: messenger RNA, 2637 nt
Organism: Pseudo-nitzschia multistriata
Lineage: Eukaryota; Bacillariophyta; Bacillariophyceae; Bacillariales; Bacillariaceae
Source: the annotation of a GenBank genome assembly